AUGCAAACUUAUAAUCCUGAUGGUUAAUUUGAGUCAAUAAGAGAUAUUGAUAGAGACCUCAUUACAUAACAAAAUCUNGGUUUUUUGGAUGUUAUUCAUAUAGGAAGAUAAAAAGAGACUGUUGAGUUAAGUGAUGCAUUCAAGAAUUAUUUAGAAAACAAGAAAAUGUUAGACAAAGAGCACUUAGAACGUUCUUUAAGAAGAAAUGUUUUAAUUUUAAUAUAAUUUUAGCAAUAAUCAAAAGGUAGAAGUGACAGUAGUGAUUCUUCAAGGAGAUACAAGAGUAGAAGUACGAGUAAGAAGAAGAAAAACAAAAGAAUUGAUAAUAAAUAAGUAUGGCAAGGAAUUAAGAGAAGAUCUCCAUCUUCUUCGAGUGAGCCAAGGAAGAUGAAGAAAACAAAGAAAAAUAGACAUUCAUCAUAAAGUUCAUCGAGAGAAUCCAAUAAGGAAAGUGUGCAACCAAUAAAACCAUAAUAAGUUUCUACAGAUAAGCAUACUGUUUAUAUAUUUUCGAUUCCUUAAGAAGUUAAUGAGAAUGAAGUGAUUUAAGAGAUUGUAUAACAUCAUAAAUAGAAUGCUCCUAUCAAUCAUAUUUGGAGUUAUUAUUUAUAUUAAAUAUUAAGACACUUUAGAUAAGAUGCAAUUUUUGGAAUUAUAAUUUUAAGAUGAAAAUAGUGCGCAAUUUUUAGUAAACUUGAGGCCCUGUUUACAUGUAAAGGGCAUACCACUAUUAGUAAUGGCUAAAAAAUAACGACCUGUUUAAGAGUUGUUAAGAAAUUUUGAAGUUUAAGUUGAAUUUGAUAAAGAUGUGCUUGCUUUUAAUGUGUAUUAGGAAUUUAAAAAAUAUGGAGAUCUUAUUGGAAUAUAUGUAUUUUAGUAAAAUAGGAAGUAUUGAAGACUAUUUAAUUAUCAAGUUAUUUACUCUUGUAUUCAUCGUCCUCAUAAUUGCAGGAGGCUUUACGUCCUCCAGUCCAUUUAUAAUUAACUAUUAAUGAUUAAAUAGUUAAUGCUAAUGCCAAGAUUAUUGAUAAACCUAUUGAUAUCCAAAGACCACUUAUCAAAGAAACUUUAGCUUAUUAGCUCAAUAAUUAAAAUGAUGAAGAUGAUGACAGUAAUACAAUCAUUAUAUAUUUAUAAGACAAGAAAAGAAAAAAUAAAAGAAAAGUUGAAAAACCUUAGAAAAAAUGACAAGCCAUUUUAAUUUAAUAUUCAAAAAAUAUAUUAUUUAC
This is a messenger RNA of Paramecium sonneborni, 1229 nucleotides long. The record is from the annotation of a GenBank genome assembly. Lineage: Eukaryota; Ciliophora; Oligohymenophorea; Peniculida; Parameciidae.